Hibiscus syriacus is the source of this 1349-nucleotide messenger RNA. Its product is annotated as E3 ubiquitin-protein ligase RING1-like. The record is from RefSeq and is a predicted model, not a curated record. The coding region runs from base 40 to 1068 and encodes 342 amino acids. Gene Ontology annotation, cellular component: cytoplasm. NCBI's taxonomy places the organism in Eukaryota, Viridiplantae, Streptophyta, Magnoliopsida, Malvales, Malvaceae. Gene Ontology annotation, molecular function: ubiquitin protein ligase activity. Gene Ontology annotation, biological process: protein ubiquitination. The transcript has 2 exons.
UCUCUGGUUGUCCCGUUGAAACCAUCUUAGACCUGAAACAUGUCGUUCGACGGCGGCGGUGGCGGCGCUAACACAGACGGUGCAAACACAGACGGCGCGACCAAUAAGGAUUUCUUUUGCUACCAAUGUAACCGUACGGUGACCAUAACAAUCACCCCUUCAGCUGACCCGUCUUGUCCAAUAUGCAACGAGGGAUUCCUCGAAGAAUACGAAAACCCUAGCCUUUAUCCAGGUUCCACCUUCCAAAACCCGAAUCCGAAUCCGAACCCAAACGAUCCCUUACUGUCGGUAUCGGAUCCGUUCUCUGCCUUUCUCCCCCUCCUUUUUCCUUCUUCUUCCACAACUCCUUCUUCACCAUCCCCUGCUUCAAUUGACCUUCAUAACCCCAACCUAUUUGGACCGACCCGGUCAGGCCGAGGUGACCCAUUCUCUUUCGAUCCGUUUACCUUCAUCCAAAAUCAUCUUAACGAUCUCCAUUCAAGAGGAGCCCAAAUCGAGCUCGUGAUCCAGAAUAAUCCCUCCGAUCCGGGCUUUCGGCUUCCAGCAAACCUCGGGGAUUAUUUCAUCGGACCCGGGCUCGAGCAACUGAUUCAACAGCUAGCCGAAAACGAUCCCAACCGGUACGGGACCCCACCGGCAUCUAAAUCAGCCAUUGAAGCGCUGCCUACGGUGAAGAUAGCGAAGAACAACCUGAAUUCAGAGUUCAACCAGUGCGCGGUUUGUAUGGACGAGUUCGAGGAAUGGACUGAAGCGAAGCAAAUGCCCUGUAAGCAUCGUUAUCACAAAGAUUGCAUAUUGCCGUGGCUGGAAAUGCAUAAUUCGUGCCCUGUGUGUCGUCACGAGUUGCCUACUGAUGAUCCUGAUUAUGAGGGGAGGGUUUAUGGGGCACAGAGUACUGCUGGAGGUAACGACGACAAUAGUAGCGAGGGUGAUAAUGGCCAGAGGUCUGAGGAUAAUCAGACGGUGGAGAGGAGUUAUAGGAUAUCGCUGCCUUGGCCGUUUCGGGGCCGUGGGUCUGGUUCAGGAUCAGGUGAUAAUGCGCAGACCAGGCAAGAAGAUUUGGAUUGAGAAAUACUGAAAUGCUGUAAAAUAUCAGCUUUUCUUCCAUGAGACAUGGUCAUAGAACAACCUCUUCCAGUGUCUGGAAAUCAGAGUAUGUUUAGUUAAACAUGAAGAAUUACAUUUAUCGUGGUUGCAUUCCAAGAAAGUCAUGGUUUUGGCAUAUGGUAUUUUAUGUAUAUCUGAAUUCAUUUUAGAGCUUUGUUGUUGUACGAGGGAUUCAAUUACGCUUUCCAUACAUUGUUUGUUGUAUAGAUUCUUUGGUCCUUUGCCCAAAUAUGAAAACUAUU